Scatophagus argus is the source of this 2569-nucleotide messenger RNA. RefSeq names its product START domain containing 14 (gene stard14). Bases 538 to 1338 code for a protein of 266 amino acids. The transcript is spliced from 7 exons. Lineage: Eukaryota; Metazoa; Chordata; Actinopteri; Scatophagidae. The record is from RefSeq and is a predicted model, not a curated record. Gene Ontology annotation, molecular function: lipid binding.
UGUACAUCUUUGGCUAAAAGAGAUUGAAAACUAAUGUAGGUAAGAACUGGGGUUUCAUAACUCUUAUUUACAACUGAUCCUUCUGGAUCUCCUGAAUGUUAGCGCAGGUGUGUGGUUUCUACACAUGCCUGGAAAAGAAAGAGUACAAUCUUGGUCAGAGUUUCGACCUAUGGUACCUGUAUGAUACCUGUAUGAUACCUCUGAGCCGGGAUUGACCUUUCUGGUCGUUUCUGUUGGAGGCGGGGCGAACUUUUCUCUCUCUAUACGCACCUGCCGUCGCACACCUGGAUUCAGGAAGUGCUGUGACGUCGGAGGGAGAGGCGUUUGAAGGAAUGGCAAAAAUCCUGCUCGACCUGAUGAGUGACCAGCUCGCAUAUAUUUUGGGUCGACACUGGCGCACAAUUGCAGAAGUCUUAGCAGUCAGCCUGAACAAACAUACAAACAGUCGACUGAGCAGGUCGCUCGCGUGUCAGAUUUAUUUUAAGGAAUAUAUUUGAGGAGGAAAUAUUUUAAAAGAAGAAGAAGAAGAACAAAAAUAUGUCUCUUCAUGCGAGUAUUUUACCCGAUCAGGCGGUCUUUGCUGACUUCAGAAAUCAGUGUUUAUCAACGGACAACUGGAUGAACAAGUAUGAUAAUAAUGGCAUGCAAGUGUGGGUCGAAGUUCCUUCAAAGAAAGAAAAUCACGUUCCUAAAAUCCACAAGAUCAAGUGUAAAAUGACAAUCAAAGACGUAGCAGCUGCCACCAUGUAUGACGUCCUUCACGACAGCCAGUACCGUAAGGAGUGGGACCCCGCCAUGUUGGAGAGCUUUGACAUUGGCCGGCUCUCUGCUAACGCUGAUGUGGGCUACUAUUCAUGGCGUUGUCCGAAGCCAAUAAAGAACAGAGAUGUGGUGACUCUGCGGUCGUGGCAGGUGAAGGAUGACGAGUACGUUAUUGUUAACUUCUCGGUCAAACACCCGGAUUACCCUCCUCGCAGCAACCUCGUGAGAGCUGUUUCCAUCCUCACUGGCUAUUUUAUCAAGGCCACAGGACCCAAUAGCUGCACUUUUAUAUACCUUUCGCAAGCUGAUCCCAAAGGUUCCAUCCCAAAGGUUGUAGUAAACGUAGCCUCUCAAGUUCUCGCUCCAAAGGUGAUGAAGUGUGUACACGGGGCGGGGCAGAACUACAGGGAGUGGAAACAGAAGAACUCCCCCAACCAGAAGCCCUGGUUGUACCCAGAGCAGAACACCCUGCCCAUGAUGGACCCCUCCGAACUGUCCAUACAGAGGGCGGACUCGCUCGAAAACGUGGACGAGACUUCCAAGGAGGACAUUCAGAACAGCGACGACAGCAGUUAAAUCAGCAUCAAAGUGACGAGAGGGAGAGACUGGAGGACGGACUAUGAAUACCCCCAACUUCGAGAAGACUCGAGACCUGUGAUUUAUCCAAUUUUUCCACAUCAGUGUGCCUUUUGGGAUGAAGUAUUUACAGCUGUCUCACCAGACAGCACAUACGAGCACAGAUCAAGUUUGCAUUUGCCUCAUGUUGAACUAACCAAACAUGUUUUUCAGUGUUUAUUUAUUUAUUUUUUUAAAUAGCAUCCAGACCUAGAGGUGUUGGGGUUUGAAUGUGUCAUAGUUACAGCACUACAUUUACAAUAGGGUCCUCCGUGGGGCCUUUUUUAGUUGCAGCUAUGUUGAAAUAUGUCUUUUAAAUGAAUGGAUGAAGCGUAGCUGUCCGCUGGUUACUCCUUGCCUUUACAAGUGACUGUGAAUGGAAGUUAGAUCAGUGGUGAAAAUGGUAGAGAAGUGAAAUUUCGCAUUUUUGACGCUUCAGUUUUUCCACCCAGGAUUUUCACAAAGUAAUUGCCUGUUAAAACCUACAAGAAGCAGUUUCGGCUUAACCUUUUUUCUUUGCUAUCUGAUCAAAGUGAUCUGAGCCUGAAUUGGACACGCUUAAAAAUGGUUACUUUUCAUUUUGGUAAAUCACAUUAUUAUGGUUACUGUUAAAACAUGCAGCAGCUCUGGGAAAUAACAUAAUUCACCAUCACUACAUUUGCUGCUGAUUUAGUUUUCAAAUAAAUUUGAACAUUUUAUUGCUAACCAUUAGUGGGUUUUAUUUAGUUGUGAUUAAUGAGCGACUGUGCUAUGUUUCAGUCUUUAAGGUGUGAUACAUGCAGACUCUUUGAAGGUUCAUCGUAUUUAUUCAGAUAUUUAUGUGAUCUGAUCCUUUAGACAGACCUUAGACCUGCACUGGCAUUCAAGGAGGGGAUCUGUUGUUGAUUUCUGAGAAUGAAAAUCAGGUUAGGUUGUAUUAACAUGUAAAAUGUACACAGCAAGUUUGCAUUUUCUCAAAUGAAGGAUUGGAAUGACCAUAAAGUUGAUCUUUUAUUUAUUUGUUUGAAGUUAGUAUACGCUCAGAUGAAGUCAUGAUGGAGAAAAGACCCCGGAAAGAAUCCCUGCAGAUUUUUGUUGUGUUGCGUUUUUCUUCUUAAGAUUAUUUGACGUAACUGAUGUACAUGGUCCUGACUUUUUUUUAAUAAAAAAAAUAAUAAUAAUAAACCUUGCAAGGUGAACAUGCUGUUUCGUA